AUGCAGAUUCUCUUAGAUGUAAGUGCAUUAUGGAUGCUUUCUCAGGGUGUAGAAGAAGCGGAACCUACCUUCACGAAGUUUGAGGGUUACCUCAACAUAACGUCCCUAGACUGGAAUACGUCGUAUGGAAAUACAUCAUCGCCAGAGUUUAGAACACUCUCAACGAACAUAUAUCUGCAGCUCCUUUGUUCGAUGUCCAAUUCGACGUUGAGCGUUCGGAACAUUUCGAUUUUGGAUUUCCGCCAAGGCGUGGUCGUGGCACACUUCGCAAUCGAGUUAAACGACGCCGUUAACUUGACUACACUACAUGACACAAUCAAUGCAUCGAUAUCUCAGACAUGCUUCGCUGGAUAUGAAAUCGCAAAUUUUCGGAUUGAAGGGAAAUCAUCCACACUGCAUUCAGCCACAUCAACUACGUCUUACAGCUCAGCUACUACUACCGUGAGGUCCUUUAGCACUGAGGUUCAAACAUCGACAGCGCAAACUGCUACUUCUCAAUUUACUACCACUGACAUUCAGUCAUCGACUACGCAAAUGGCGACAUCUCAAUUUGAGACAAAAACAUCUACUACAACAGUGUCCCCUACAGCAGCUAUGACAUCAUCUAGAGCAGAUGUUCAGCCGUCUACAACGCGUGCAAUGAUGUCUUCCUCAGACUCAAAGACGUCAGUGAUUGGCGAGAGAACAUCCACCCCACUGAUGCUAAUGCCACAAACUACAAGUGAAGUUUUCACCGAAACAUCUUCACUGAAGACACCAAUGCCCAGCUCAUCGUCGUCGACAGUAAUGAUAACAGAUGCCAGUAGUGACGUAGUUGCUUCUACACCUGUACAAGUUGUCAGGUCAUCAUCAUCUGGAAGUGUUCUGCCUUCAGAAAGUGUCUCCACGUCAGCAACGGAGACCACAACUCCAGGAAUGACGUCGAGUAGCUUGGAAGCAACAUCAUCACCAGCAAAAGUAAUUCUCCAAUCAUCAAGUAGUGGAGCGACGACGUCAUAUUCAAUAGAAGGUACGGUAUCUAGUAGUGUCAUGAAGGACACAACAAGCAGUCGUUUGAUUGUUCCCUCGAGUACCGCAGUCGAAGUAACAUCAAGUGAAUCUGUUAUGACAAGUCCGUCAAUGUCCACAACAACAACAAGAAGUAGUGCUACUGUAUCACUUUCCAGUACUUCUGUCGUCACACAUGUUUCAUCCAGUUCUAUUCCUGAAAUGGUCACUAGACAGACUCAGUCUACAGCUGUUCCUGCUUCAACAAGUUCUCCAAUCACUACACCAGCGGUAUCAACAGGACCUUCAAUGAUGUCGAGCCAACCUUCUAUUCAAAUAACUCCUUCCAGCCCUAGCAUUGCAGUGUCUUCAGUCGAAUCCAGCAGUUCUGUUACAGGAGUCAAAACAAGCAUCGCAGAAUCAACGUCAGCUGCAUUCAGCAGCUCCAGGAGUAUCUCAGAAUCAAGGUCAUCCAUGGAAAUCUCGGAGAAACCCAGUGCAAGCAGUGUUUUGGUCGAGUCCAGUACAACCACAUCAAUAGAAGCGACCUCAUCAGCAUUACCACUGGCAUCCAGCAGCGUCCGUGUGUCGACUCCUGUUACUAAAGUUGUUUCAACGACUGCUCCCAUUGAAACAACUGAAGUGAAAGAUUUCUCAAGCAGUAGCAUAGUUUUAGCUUCAGAAUCAUCGAGCCUUGAAGUUACACUCACAACAUCGUCAAGUGCACCGAUACCUUCAGUGACGACAGAAUCGACCUACACAUCUUCUUCUUAUAUGCCAUUGGAGACAAGUAAGUCUAGUAUAAAACUGGAAUCGAGCAGUUUCGUUUCUACUUCACCACUGAUGUCAAAAUCAUCUCUUACUGUUGUAGACUCAACACCGGCCAUUUCAACUAGUGCAAGGUUUGCAACUAAGUCAAGCAGUUCUCUCUUUGUACCAGAUUCAAGUUCUGCUACGUUCAAAUUAGCCUUCUCUUCUAUAGUCUCAACAGAAUUAAGUCCUCUUGUCAUGGAAGCAAGUUCUUCAAGCAUGUCCAUAGAGUCAAGCAGAUUAACAGUAGAAUCUAGUAGUUACAUAGUGAAGCCAAUAUCAAGUGUGUAUACCACUACAACAGAAUCACCAACGCCAGUUCCAACACUAGCACCUAGCAGUUCUGCUGUGCUAGUAGAUUCAAGCACAGCCGAAGGUUUGGAAACGACUAGUUCUUUAUUGUCAUCUGAAAGGAUCUCUCCUACUUUGUCAACACAGCCAAGUAGCACAUUUGUGCUAGUAUCAACAAGCAUUCUUUUGCCACUUCCACCAACCAGUGCGGUAUCAUCAGUUACACAAACUAGCGCAUCUUUAGGAACAGAGUCCAGCUCUCUGCCUACAUCAUCAACCACAAGCAUUCCAGUCAUUCCAGUAAAAGAUACCGAACGUAUUCUUUCUACAACAGCUAUUGUGACCACUGAAUCAAGUAGUCCAGUUGUAACAAGUCCAUCUGUGGAAAUAACGGAAACAUCGUCUAUACUUUUGUCUUCGGAACCAAGUACCCCUACUGUAAUUCGCGCUACUAGUUCAGCUACAGUUUUAUUGGAAUCAACUUCAAGCACAUUUGUUGUAAAAUCUAGUAGUCCAGUUGUAAUUGCUACAAGUCCAACUUUGGUUGUAACAGAUUCAAGUACUCCCGUUGUGACAUCUAUAACAAGUUCACCUAUAGAAUCAACGUCUAGCGUUAGUACGGUAGAAAUAAGUAGUUCUGUUGCAUCAGCUGUAACAAGUUCAUCGAUGGUUAUUAUAGAACCAACUUCAACGGGUAUAUCUACAGAAAUAACCAGUCAUAUUGCACCCACAGUAACAAGUUCACAGGCGGUUAUUAUAGAACCAACUUCCACUGGUAUAUCUACAGAAAUAAGCAGUCCUAUUGCCACCACCGUAACAAGUUCACAGGCGGUUAUUAUAGAACCGACCUCCACGGGUAUAUCUACAGAAAUAAGUAGUCCUAUUGUAACAUUCUUCACAAGUUCAUCUGUUGUUACUGACGUAAGUAGUCCUCUUGCAACAGCUGUUCCAAGUUCCUCUGUACUAUCUAUAGAACCAACAUCUGCCAUUUUACCUGUAGAAACAAGUGCCCUGGUUGUUACGACUACCUCGAGUUUACCUGUUAUUCCCGUGGCAUCGACGUCGGCCACUAUGUCUGUGGAACCAACCAGCCCUGUAGUUACAUUUGAACCAAGCACACCAGCAGUAUCAACAGAAUCAAUAUUACCGUCCAGAGAAACAAGCACAUUAGUUUUAACAUCCACAUCACCUUCGUCUAUGGUUGUCAUUGAACCCACUUCAGCAGUUUUGCCAACAGAGAGUAGUGUGGCACUAACAAGCAGCAGUCUUGUACCUGAAACACCGCUAAGCUCUUCCAUUCUGCCAUCAGAAUCUUCAACGUCUGCGUUUGUUAUUGAACCUACUUCGGCGGUUUCCUCUACAGAAAGCAGCGUGCUUCUAAUAACAAGUAGUCUUGUUACCGAAACACCCCUAAGCUCUUCCAUUCUACCGACAGAAUCCACAAGCACAUUACCACAGAUGGAAACAACACGUCUACUAACUGAAGUUAUUUCCUCAACAGUUGAAUCACGUUUUAUCGUCCCACCCAUGGAAACUCCAAGUCUGUCUGUAACAUCAACUGUCGUGAUUCCUGUAGAAUCCAGCUCAACGAUAAUAGAAGAUCACUCCAGUUCCUUUGUGACGUCAGUUGAGCCAAGCUCUUCUAUUGUGCCAGUUGAAUCCAGUGUCUCUGUUACGCUGACUGAACCAAUCACAUCGGUUGUAGCUAUUGAAUCCAGUUCUUUUGUUACGUCAGUUGGAACAAGUUCGUCGGUUGCACCUACUGAAUCAAGUUCAGUUGUAAUUCCACUGGAAUCUAGCCUACUCGUUCUUUCAACAGAAUUAAGUAGCUCACCACUAGAGGUUGCAUCAAGCAGUGUGAUCAUAUCAGAAUCAAGCAGUAUGUUCAUACCAGAAUCAAGCAGUUUGAUCAUAUCAGAAUCAAGCAGUGUGAUCAUAUCAGAAUCAAGCAGUGUGAUCAUUUCAGAAUCAAGCAGUAUGUUCAUACCAGAAUCAAGCAGUAUGCCAAUUCCUACGGUUUCUGUCUCUGUAACAUAUGCACCUGAGUUAAGCAGUUCGGUUAUAGCUACAGGAAUAUCGUCCUCUGUAGUAAUACCAGAAUCCAGUUCCAUCCUUGUGUCUUCAUUCGUCACUAGUUCAUCCUUCUCAGUUACAAUCAGCCCUUCUGUUUCCCUGGAGUCAAGCACAGACAUUGUGACGUCAUCUUCUGUUGUGUCGUCAUUUUCACCAACAGCUACCGAAGUCGUGCCCUCCGUUGUCACAAGUUCAGUCACGCCAUCAGUCACCGAAGUUGUUACGUCAUCUGUUGUUACUUCGCCGAUCCUACCAACAAACACCGAGGUUGUGACGUCACCCAUGGUUACAUCAUCGAUUACUCCAACCGCUGAAGUUAUGACGUCAUCCAUCGCUACACCAACGGUCGCACCAACAACCAGUGAAGUUGUCACGUCAGCCAUUGUUACGUCGUCGAUCGUGCCAUCAAGCACCGAGGUUGUGACGUCAUAUUCCCUCACGUCGUCCAUCACACCAACCUCGACCGAAGUGGUGACGUCAUCUAUUAUUACGUCAACGCCCACCCCAGUUACAACCCCUCCUACGAAGAUACGAAUCAAAGGCUCCUUCAGCAUCAUUGCCGGAAGGAACUGGACUUCUGAUCUUGGCGACAAAUCAUCGACUGGUUACACCUUACUGAAAGAGCUCCUCAUUGAAAGGCUUCGCAAUUUGUUUUUGUCCAGCUUUCUCAAGAACGUUUUUAUUGACAUAGAAGACAAGAUGACGUUUAGUGAAGGUAGCGUGUUGGUCGACUAUUGGGCGAAUUUUGAUAACAGUGCCGAAGUGAAUGCAGCGAACGUCACUUCCGCCUUUAAAAGCGGUUUAAUAGGAAGUAAUGGGAAUCUGCUGGAGAACUAUACGAUCGAUACAGAUACGAUAGUACACGAAGUUGCUCCUAUCGUCAAGCCCCCAGUUGCCCCAACCGGAACUGUGCUCCCUGAUUGGGCAAUAGCGGUCAUCGUGUGCGGAUCACUAUUGCUUUUGUUCCUCUUCUUCAUGAUCUGUGUAUUGUGCUCUCGUCGCCACACCCGCCAGAAGUACCGGAUGCCCGAGGACCCGGAUGACAUCGGGUACAGACGGAGUUGGGCAGACGACAGCCUCCCGAUCUCAGAGCAGGCGUACGACAACAAGAUAGCGAUGCAGGAGUCGACAAACCACGUCGAGAACGGCAAGGACAACAACGCCUACAACGACGAAACGCUAGAACGUCGACCGGUACACCAGUCUAAUACAACGGACAGGGACAUUGAGGUCCCACAAGAAAAUGGAUUCUUGAAUCCUUCCCUUGUACAUCACCAUGACCACAACACCGUCACACUGUAUCACGAGGAACUGGAUGCUUGGGAGACGCGCCUAUGACGAAUAUGUAAACGGACUUUUGAUUGGAUGCAAGACAGCCGACGUGUGAUUGGGUCGUUUGUUUCUGUACGGCCAUGACCAAAGUGAUAUCGCCAGUGUGAUAAUAUAUCAAACAAUAUUAAUACUUGAUACAAUAUUCGCUUAUGUAAUUCAUAAUGGUGCUUAGAGAUCUGCCGCAGUUGCCUCCCCUGGAGACCAGGCUGCAGUUGUUUCACAAGAGACCUGUCGCAGUUGCCUCCCUUGUACUGCUUGAUUAUAUAUCAACGUUUCUUAAGCAGUCUCAUCAACCAUGAGUUUGGACAUAUAUUUAUGUGCGAAGCUGGAAGCAUGUGUAAGAGGCAGGCGUGCUUGAACAUUUAUUGACCACAAAUGCGUGUGCAGGCGCUUGUGCAGGAGAUGGGUAGGAUUCGAAACUCCUCCCUCCUACUCAAAGGGAAAUUUCUUUUAAAUAGAUAUAGUUUACGGGGUGAGCAAGUCUUGACCCAAUAAACUUUUCAAUCAGUCUAAACCCCCCUCCUGACCCCUACCCCUCCUGUACUGCUUCCUGCACACGCGUCUGUUGUGAUAUGGUUGACUGGUUUAUUUUUCAACUGCUGUCCAUUGUGAAAUGAUUAUAUUUUAAACCAUAUUAUAUUACAUAUUUAAAACAGGGAAUGUAGAUUUCAGAUAGGACAUAUAGGCUACAGUUACAUUCAGACCUUUUUAAUUCAAGUCAAAGAGGUACAGAUUUCUAUCAUAAUCUGUUAUGCCAGCACGCGUUCUUAACUACUGUUAAUUUGGCUUCCAUUUUUUUGUGGAAGACUUCGAUAGCCGAGUAGUUAAGAUUUGAGUAAAACCUUGUUAAUUUUAGUCAAUAUGUAGGAUAAGGUAGAGGGCUGUAAAACUUGAGAUUUCGAUCAUACCUUUAGUCAUAUCUGUAGAUUUCAAUCAUAACUUGUAUACUUAAUCUUAUGACCUGGAUAAAUUGAGUGAGAGAGAGAGAGAGAGAGAGAGAGAGAGAGAGAGAGAGAGAGAGAGAGAGAGAGAGAGAGAGAGAGAGAGAGAGAGAGAGAGAGAGAGAGAGAGAGAGACAGAGACAGAGAGAGAGAGAGAGAGAGAAGACUACAUAUUUUAGUCAGGACGUAUAGAUUUAUAGAUUUUAGUUUAAACCUAAUAUACACUUUGGGUCGUUUUCUCUUGUUCGCUAUUAUUGGCGGAUAACGGGCAUGCAAAACAACAACAGACGCACAUGAAAUCAUUGAUAUUAAAUACAUUUUACAAACAUAGAAAAUAAUUUUUUUGAUGCAUCCGGUUUUCGAUUUUCGGUCCAAACCACACUAGAGCGGUUUGUAGACUGGCCCAUGAGAUUAAUGAAUACUGUUUAAUAAUUAUUAUUAAUUUUAGACCUGCCCAUCUAAAUUUUCGCCAAAAUUAUAUUAUACUAAUAAUUUAUAUAGGUUAGGAAUGUUAAUAUAUUGUUUUAAGGGCAAAGUCAAAAUGUACGAACCCCAAUUUUCCUCUUUGUUUAUACUUUUGGUGUUAAUAUUCAAAAUUUUCAAAAUUGACCGUAUUUGUUAGGUUAUUCCUGUCCCGAGUCAGACCCCCGAUCUUAUCGAAACCCUAGUGGUAUAUGGACACGCUAAAACAGUUACUAAGCUAAGCUAGACAGACGCAUGGGCAAGUUGACUUAUUGGGCGUUAUUGUUUAUGGUUUAGUGUUGAUAGGGGCCGUCCAUAAUUUUCUACAUUUUCACGAGCGUACAAACCGUACGCGGGGGGG
Molecule: messenger RNA, 7257 nt
Organism: Gigantopelta aegis
Lineage: Eukaryota; Metazoa; Mollusca; Gastropoda; Neomphalida; Peltospiridae
Product: flocculation protein FLO11-like
Exons: 10
Coding region: 1-5499 (1832 amino acids)
Source: RefSeq, a predicted model, not a curated record